CGGGCGGCGGCGGCCGCGCUCUUCUUCCUGCUUCCCGCGCGCUCGGCUCCCCGUCCCGCGGGCGCGUUCGUGGGGCGCGGCAGACGCCGGGAGGUGAGGACCUGGGCCGUCCGCGGAAAGCAUGCCUCAGACGCCUCCCUUCUCAGCAAUGUUUGACAGCAGCGGCUACAACCGGAACCUCUAUCAGUCCGCAGAGGACAGCUGUGGGGGGUUGUAUUACCAUGACAACAACCUUCUCUCCGGAUCCCUGGAAGCGCUCAUCCAGCACUUGGUCCCUAACGUGGAUUACUAUCCGGAUAGAACGUACAUAUUUACCUUCCUGCUCAGCUCUCGGCUGUUCAUGCAUCCGUACGAGCUGAUGGCCAAAGUUUGUCACUUGUGUGUAGAGCACCAGAGACUAAGUGAUCCUGAAGGUGAUAAGAACCAGAUAAGAAAAAUUGCACCCAAAAUCCUUCAGCUCCUGACGGAAUGGACAGAAACAUUCCCUUAUGAUUUUCGGGAUGAAAGAAUGAUGAGAAACUUAAAAGAUCUGGCUCACCGAAUAGCCAGCGGCGAGGAGCAGACGUACCGGAAGAACGUGCAGCAGAUGAUGCAGUGUCUGAUCCGCAAACUCGCCGCCCUCAGCCAGUAUGAGGAGGUGCUGGCAAAGGUCGGCUCCACGUCCGCGGACCGGCUCACGGUGCUCAAGACCAAGCCGCAGUCCUUACAGAGGGACGUCACCACCGUCUGCAGCGACCCCUACACGCUGGCCCAGCAGCUGACCCACAUAGAGCUGGAGCGGCUCAACUACAUCGGGCCAGAGGAGUUCGUCCAGGCGUUCGUGCAGAAGGACCCUUUGGACAAUGACAAGAGUUGCUACACGGAACGUAAGAAAACACGGAAUCUGGAAGCUUACGUGGAAUGGUUCAAUCGCCUCAGCUACUUGGUAGCUACAGAAAUCUGCAUGCCGGUCAAGAAGAAACACCGAGCGAGGAUGAUCGAGUAUUUCAUCGACGUCGCCCGGGAGUGUUUUAACAUCGGCAACUUCAAUUCCCUGAUGGCCAUAAUCUCUGGCAUGAACAUGAGCCCCGUCUCCCGGCUAAAAAAAACUUGGGCCAAAGUAAAGACCGCGAAGUUUGACGUUCUUGAGCAUCAGAUGGACCCUUCCAGCAACUUCUAUAAUUACCGAACAGCUCUCCGCGGGGCAGCACAACGGUCUCUAACCGCCCACAGCAGCAGAGAAAAGAUCGUGAUACCCUUCUUCAGUCUCUUAAUCAAAGAUAUUUAUUUCCUCAACGAGGGCUGUGCCAACCGCCUCCCAAAUGGCCAUGUCAAUUUCGAGAAAUUCUGGGAACUGGCCAAGCAAGUGAGUGAGUUCAUGACGUGGAAGCAGGUGGAGUGUCCGUUCGAGAGGGACCGGAAGAUCUUGCAGUAUCUGCUCACGGUGCCGGUCUUCAGUGAAGACGCUCUCUACCUGGCUUCUUACGAGAGCGAAGGACCCGAGAAUCACGUAGAGAAAGACAGAUGGAAGUCUUUGAGGUCAAGCCUCUUGGGCAGAGUUUAGCGUGUGGGAUGUGAUCGCUGCCGCCCCCGCCCCACCGCACACCAUCGAGGAGCUGGCCCUUGUUUUCUGGCAUCUAGGACUAGGACAAAUCACGGAGACCCCGCAGUCACCGGAGGGCCCCCGGCCGGCUACGCGAGCAGCUCGCUCAGGAGCAGAUGGGAACUCGAGUCCCACGGCCGAAGGACUGACUGAGACUUCGUGAGGCUGAAAUGGUCACUGAAGCCCACGGGAGACAGAAGCCUCUGACAGUCCCGGCCCUGCACAUGACUCAUCCCCUGGCAUUUCCGCGUGAAUCACAGCUCUGCACCUGGAUGGAGUUUUCUUUUGCGUGUGUGUUUUUGUUAUCUGGUUGAACAUUUGCUGCUAAUGGGACUUGCCCAGCUUGGAGCCCUGGCUCUUCGGAAGCCCAUGUUUUCUUUGUUAACUUAAAUGAAAAAGGGAGAGGGGGGAGGGGGUCUAAAACCCUCCACGUGGAUCCCAAACCGCAGCUCGGUGUCGCCAGGGAGGGUGAGGCUGGCUGGACGCUGAGCGUGGACUUUGUUUCCCUGUAGCACGUGCUGUGUUGUAAACGCCUCUCCCCCCUCUUCCUGCAAGGUCUUGAGUUGGCUGCUGGUUAGCAAACUCCUUUUUACCCAAAUAAGUUAUUUAAUAUAAUAAUGAAGCUCAACACUGUGGUAGGAAAAUAGCCACUAGGGGGAAAAAAAAAAACAAAAAAAGCAGAGUUUGUCCUUGGACUGCUGAACGUGCUAGAAGGACUUUUUCCCUGCCCUUCUAAGCUGUUUACAACUGACCACUGUGUGUUCUACAGAUGUAUUUUUCAGUAGUUUUUUGUUAUUUAGUUUUCCACGAAGCCUAUUUUUUUUUUUCCCCCCUCUUGUAAAUUUAAAUGAUCUGACUUUCAGGGUCUUGGGGAUAAACCCAGGGCAUAAUUACAGUUUGAUUUUUUUUUUUUUAACCGACUGUUAUUUUUCAUUCCUUUUCGGAGUCUGUUGGGGACUAAACAUGUCAACAAAGAAUCAAUUGGCGACGUGACCACCCACCCUCCACGACAGCAGUGAACGGAACACAUGAAAACACCUCCCUGUUCACGGUUGAUCUAACUGUGAAAUAGUCCAGCUUGUUAAACAUCUGAAUAAGCCUGUCGUCGCUCUGCAAACAGCCAGUGUAUUUAUUCACUCUAGGAGAAACUGUAGAGUAGACAUCCAUGCUAAUGGAAAAAAAAAAACAAGAACAAAACACUAUGUUCAAAACAGAGAUGUAUUUGAAAACUUACUUGGUUCCAAAAAGCAGAGCACGUGUGUGUGCUACACGCUGUCUCAGCAGACCCGAAGUGUCUCCAAGCUGUCCCUUUACGAUCAUCAAUAUAUUCCACACUUUGUGGCCAGGA
Molecule: messenger RNA, 2930 nt
Organism: Lemur catta (Ring-tailed lemur)
Lineage: Eukaryota; Metazoa; Chordata; Mammalia; Primates; Lemuridae
Gene: RASGEF1B
Product: RasGEF domain family member 1B
Exons: 14
Coding region: 122-1543 (473 amino acids)
Biological process (GO): positive regulation of GTPase activity; Ras protein signal transduction
Cellular component (GO): plasma membrane
Molecular function (GO): guanyl-nucleotide exchange factor activity
Source: RefSeq, a predicted model, not a curated record